GGAGGCCGGGACCGGCCCGUGGGAGCCACCUCCCGUGGGAAAAGUUGCCAGCAGUUUCGCAUAAUUUUGUUUUAAAGGAGGGAAAACUUUCUCUGCAUGAAAAAUGACAUUUUUAAAUAUAAAAUCCGCAGCCUGGGCAUACUCUCUGAUUACACUAGGAACUGAAAUGUUAAGUUCUUUCUUCAGUUUCUACUGUGUGAAACUUUUCUUGGAACUGUACAAGAUUUCAGCGUUGGCCUUUUAUCAAUCCCAGGUAAUUUUAAUGAUCUGCAAUGUUCUGAAUGACCUGAGUGGAUAUUUUCGAAUGAACUUUCAGUAUGAUUGUUGUCUCAGUGACCACUGUUCCCUGUUUGGGGCUCUUUUGCAUUCAGUGGCCUUCCUGCUCCCUUGGUUCCCUUGGAAACACUAUCAAGAAGGUGACUGGCUCAAUGGACUUCAUCUGGUAGUCUCCCUGUGCGCCUUUGACAGUACUCUUGCCUGGGUGCAGCAAGCCCAGUGUCGCUUGUUUGUAGAGACUUUCCCCAGGCAUGAGAGCCGGCUGCAGCUAAUGAAAAUUAACCAGGUGGCAUCUCUGCUGGGCUCUACCAGCAUCCUCUUCUGUGGCCUUAUCUCUCACAACAUGGAAAUCCUGCCCAAUUUUCAGGCUGUUGCUGUCGUCAUUGCCUUCCUGGCAUCUACCAGCCUUUACAGUGGCAUGUUCCAUAUGAGACAUUUUGAAUGUAAAAGAACCCCAGAGGAAACCUUCCUCUCCGAGAAUGAACAGGAGCUGGCAUGGACCUCCACCGUCUUACUGAUGAGACAACUCUUGUCUCAGAGGAACUUCCACCUUUUCCUCAUCAUGAAUUUCUUUCAAGUCUUUCACUUGACCUUCUUCAGUAACUUCAUGAUGAUCUUUGCCGAUAACCUCAUUCCCAUUGAGGUUCUCUCUUCUUCCGCAAGAAGCAUCAUGUAUGGGGCUGGCUUCAUCUGCCCUCAGUGUCUGGUACUUCUAGGUCAAUCCUGGCUGAAGAAAUAUGGUUACUAUAAGAUUAUCUUAAUUUCUUUCUACCUAGAAGGAGCAGCCGCUAUUGUCAUGUUACUUCUUGGACAGGAAUACUAUUACUGUUUGGCUGUUUAUCUCACUGUUAUCAUGGUAAUUGUACAUGCCUCUUUUUGCUUAUUUAACUUGCCACUGGCUGACAUGGUUGAUGCAGAUUUACUGAAGUUUAACAGGCAGUCUCCCCUUUCCUUGAUGGUUUUUGGCAUCAGUGCUUUGUUUACCAGACCUGCUCAGUCUUUAGCUCCCAUGUUGAUACUGUCUAAGCUAAACCAGUAUGGAUAUGGAGAGCCAAACAACAGAAUACUUUUGGAUCUUCAAGACACCAUGUUUAGUUUGGUUUGUGUGGUCCCACUGGGCAUCGCAACAGUGCAGACUCUGACUUGGAGCUCCUUCUCCAUCAGGAACAGAGCAGACUACUCAGGGACCAUGUAAGCACAGCUGCCAUGCUGGAUGGUGGUUGCAACA
Molecule: messenger RNA, 1504 nt
Organism: Phodopus roborovskii (desert hamster)
Lineage: Eukaryota; Metazoa; Chordata; Mammalia; Rodentia; Cricetidae
Product: transmembrane protein 180
Exons: 7
Coding region: 104-1471 (455 amino acids)
Source: RefSeq, a predicted model, not a curated record